AUGCUUCUGAUCAUCAGUGAGAUUUCAAAGAAAGUCGCUCAGAUCCAGAACGCUGGUCUUGGGGAGUUUAAGAUUCGGGAUCUAAAUGAUGAGAUCAACAAGCUGCUGAGAGAAAAAGGACACUGGGAGGUCCGGAUCAAAGAACUGGGGGGACCAGACUACGCGCGAGUUGGACCGAAGAUGUUGGACCACGAGGGGAAGGAGGUUCCAGGAAAUCGAGGAUAUAAAUACUUUGGAGCAGCCAGAGACCUUCCUGGAGUCAGAGAGCUGUUUGAGAAGGAGCCUGCCCCAGCACAGAGGAAGACCAGGGCAGAACUGAUGAAGGAAGUGGACGCAGAGUAUUACGGCUACAGGGAUGAAGACGACGGAGUGCUGCUUCCUCUGGAGGCGCAGUACGAGAAACAAGCUGUGUUGGAGGCGGUGCAGAGGUGGAGAACAGAGAAAGAGUCUCGACUGUCAGGAGACAAACAGGAGGAAGAGGAGGAGGAAGAGAGCAUCUAUACUGUCCACAAUGAAGAGGCUGAUGAUGAGGAGAGCCGGGAGGAGCAGGAAGGAGAGGAGGGUGGAGUCACCUUCAUCGCACACGUACCUGUCCCCUCACAGAAAGAGGUGGAGGAGGCUCUGGUCAGGAGGAAGAAGAUGGAGUUGUUGCAGCGUUACGCCAGCGAAGCUCUUCAGGCUCAGAGUCAGACGGCCAAGACUCUGCUGGGACUGUGACCUGUCUGUCUGUCUGUCUGUCUGUUGAUGUAAAUAUGGGCUCAUUUUUUUGGUACUCAUCCUGUUUGUUAAUAAAGGCCUUUUCUGAUUGGUCA
Epinephelus fuscoguttatus (brown-marbled grouper) is the source of this 812-nucleotide messenger RNA. It is a transcript of the gene isy1, whose product is annotated as ISY1 splicing factor homolog. The record is from RefSeq and is a predicted model, not a curated record. The coding region runs from base 1 to 717 and encodes 238 amino acids. Gene Ontology annotation, cellular component: post-mRNA release spliceosomal complex; Prp19 complex; post-spliceosomal complex. Gene Ontology annotation, biological process: mRNA 3'-splice site recognition; generation of catalytic spliceosome for second transesterification step. The transcript is spliced from 8 exons. Lineage: Eukaryota; Metazoa; Chordata; Actinopteri; Perciformes; Serranidae.